Messenger RNA from Miscanthus lutarioriparius, 2085 nucleotides. Lineage: Eukaryota; Viridiplantae; Streptophyta; Magnoliopsida; Poales; Poaceae. The record is from the annotation of a GenBank genome assembly.
AUGGGUCCUCUCCUCCGUGCCGCCGUGCUCUCCGCCGCGCUGUUCGCCCUCGCCGCCGUGGGCGGCGAGGCGCACAGCGCCACCGAUUUCCUCAACAUCUUCAAGCCGCGGAACGAGCACGACUACUUCCACAACGCGAACCAGGGGCAGGAGGAGAACGUGAUGCCCCGGGCCAGCGACCAGCAGAACCUCAUCACGGCGCCCGUGACCAAGAGCGGCCUCAUGAAGGUGCCGCCCCGGUCCGCGCCCACCGCGGUGGCGCAGGACACGGUGGUGCUCCCCGUGGACAACGCCGGCGAGUUCCCCGGCGCGUGGUCCAUCAUCAGCGAGAACGCCGGCGUGUCCGCGAUGCACCUGGUGAUCUUGCGGAGCGACAAGGCCAUCAUGUUCGACACGGUUACCACGGGCCCGUCGCUGCUGAGGCUGCCCAAGGGGAACUGCCGCCUCGACCUCCGGAGCAAGGAGGUCGGCGCCCAGGACUGCGCCGCGCACGCCGUCGAGUUUGAUUACGCCACGGGCGGGGUCAGGCCUCUCAAGGUUGGUUGGUGCCAUGGUGUGCCUUACGCUUCUUCUUCUUCCUUUCCGUCGUCUCGUCGGUUUGUUGCAUGGUUCCAAGGACAAAAGUCACGCACGAGCCGCGACGGCCAUUGUCUGCACUGCAUGCAGGUCUUAACGGACGUGUGGUGCUCAUCGGGCGCGCUCGACGCCGAGGGCAACCUGGUGCAGACCGGCGGCUACUUCGAAGGGGAGAAGGUUGUGAGGUACCUGAGCCCAUGCGGCAACUGCGAUUGGAGGGAGUUCCCGGGGAGCCUGGCCGAAGGAAGAUGGUGCAUACCACAACUAGCUAGUGCGUAUCACAACAGUCAUCAUCAACCGAUUACAGACUCACACAGUGGCGUGCGUGCGUGCGUGCGCAGGUACGGGACGCAGCAGAUACUUCCGGACGGGCGCUCCAUCGUGCUCGGCGGCCGGCGUGCGUUCAGCUACGAAUUCGUUCCGGCGGAAGGCCAGUCGAACGCCCAAGCCAAUAACCUCCAGAUACUCCGUGACACCACCGACGACGUGGAGAACAACCUGUACCCGUUCGUCCACCUCCUUCCCGACGGGACUCUCUUCAUCUUCGCCAACGACCGCUCCAUCCUGUUCGACCCCAGGAACGGCCAGGUCGUCCGCGAGCUCCCGGUCCUCCCUGGCGGGGGCCGGAACUACCCUGCCUCCGGCAUGUCGGCGCUCCUCCCCCUGGACCUCCGCCGCGGCGACGUCCUCAGUCCCGAGGUCAUCGUCUGCGGUGGCUCCCCCAAGAACGCCUUCAAGCUCGGCGAGGCCAACAUUUUUAACGCCGCUCUCAAGGACUGCGCGCGCAUCAACCCCUUGAAGCCCGACGCGCGGUGGGCGACCGACCAGAUGCCCGUGAGCCGCACCAUGGGCGACCUGCUCAUCCUGCCCACCGGCGACCUGCUCAUCCUGAACGGCGCGGCUAAGGGCUGCUCCGGCUGGGGUUUCGGGCGGCAGCCCGUGCUGAGCCCGCUCCUGUACUCUCCGCGGCAGAAGCGGGGCUCGCGGUUCCGCGCGCUGGCACCGACGACCAUCCCGCGCAUGUACCACGCCACCAGCGCGGUGCUGCCCGACGCCACCGUGCUUGUGGCCGGCAGCAACACCAACUCCGCCUACAACUUCAGCGGCGUCGACUUCCAGACGGAGGUGCGCGUCGAGCGGUUCACCCCGCCGUACCUCUCCCCGGCGCUCGCGACCAACCGGCCCAUGAUCGACGUGGGGACCGUCCCCGGCGACGGGAUGGCGUACGGGGCCAAGUUCACGUUCCAGUUCUCCACGCCCGUGCAGGCCGUGGCCGAGGCCGACGUGAAGGUCACCAUGUACGCGCCAGCGUUCACGACGCACGGGUACUCCAUGAACCAGCGGCUGCUGGUGCUGUCCGUCACCACGUUCACGGCCAACGGGCAGAGAUACACGAUAACCGUCGACGCUCCGGGAAAGCCUGAGCUCGCGCCGCCCGGCUACUACCUGUUGUACGUCCUGGCGAAAGGCGUGCCGAGCAAGGCCGCGUGGGUGAAGGUACACAAGUGA